Oncorhynchus kisutch (coho salmon) is the source of this 1854-nucleotide messenger RNA. RefSeq names its product zinc finger protein 664. The transcript has 2 exons. Gene Ontology annotation, biological process: regulation of transcription by RNA polymerase II. The coding region runs from base 261 to 1541 and encodes 426 amino acids. The record is from RefSeq and is a predicted model, not a curated record. Gene Ontology annotation, cellular component: nucleus. Gene Ontology annotation, molecular function: RNA polymerase II cis-regulatory region sequence-specific DNA binding; DNA-binding transcription factor activity, RNA polymerase II-specific. NCBI's taxonomy places the organism in Eukaryota, Metazoa, Chordata, Actinopteri, Salmoniformes, Salmonidae.
GUCUAAUGUAGUGGACGGGACACUUCCUCAACAGUAAAACAACAGUAGGUCGGCAACCUCCGUAGCCAAAAACAUCAAAUGUUUUUAGCCUGUUUUGAUGUACAUUAGUCACUGUGUUUUAAACAUAUUUCUGUUUUGUUUACUUGUUGGUCCAUUUAAUGUACUAUUUACGUUGUUUGUCAGGUAGCUGGCUUGCUAAGUUAGCUUUGCACUAGGCUAAUCGCUAAUGCUAAGUAGCUAGCGAGCUAACAUCCCCGAUCAUGAGUUCACUUAGCUACUCCACUCCUGCUGAAGAAGAGGGGGUCUGCUGGACGGAGAAAGAAGAAGAGGCUGUCACAGUUAAACAAGAAGUAGAGGAUGAGGCUGUUACAGUGAAAGAAGAAGAUAAAGAAGUUACUGUGACAGAGAAAGAAGCUUUCGAAGUAAAAGAGGAGGAGGAAGGAGUUUUCAGAGUGAAAGAGGAGGAGGAAGGAGAGGAAGAGGGGCAGAUUACUUUCACGUUGAAAGAGGAGGAGGAAGGAGAGGAAGAGGGGCAGAUUACUUAUACGUUGGAAGAGGAGGAAGAAGAGGGGCAGAUUACUUUCACGUUGAAAGAGGAGGAAGAGGAGGGGCAGAUUACUUUCACGUUGAAAGAGGAGGAAGGAGAGGAAGAGGAGACGGGAGAUCUAAGUAAAACCAGAGAGCGACCAGACUCUCAUUCUGACAGCGGGGAGAGUCAUUCAGGGGAACCAGACCCAGAGACGUCCAAACCAGCGAGACGACACCACUGCUCCCAGUGUGGAAAAAGUUUUAACCGAUCACAACACCUGAAAUUACAUGAGAGAACACACACCGGAGAAAAGCCCUACCACUGUUCCCAGUGUGGAAAGAGUUUUAGUCAGUUAGGGAGCCUGAAAGGUCAUAAGAGAACACACACAGGAGAAAAGCCUUACCACUGUUCCCAGUGUGGAAAGAGUUUUAGUCAGUUAGGGAGUCUGAAAAGUCAUAAGCGAAUACACUCUGGAGAGAAGCCUUACCACUGCUCCAAAUGUGGAAAGGCAUUUACAUGGUUAGUGGGCCUGAAAAUGCAUGAGAGGACGCACACAGGAGAGAGGCCUUACCACUGUUCCCACUGUGGAAAGAGUUUUAGGUUGUUAGGGAUUCUGAAACUGCAUGAGAAAGCACACACACGAGAGAAGUCUUACCCCUGUUCCCAUUGUGGAAAGAGUUUUAGGUGGUUAGGGUCCCUGAAAACACAUGAGCGAGUACACACACAAAAAAAGGAAAAGCUCUACCAAUGUUCACUGUGUGGAAUGAGUUUUACCCAGUUAGAAGCCUUGAAUAGGCAUGACAGGACACACACACGAGAGGAGAAGCCCUACCACUGCUCCCAGUGUGGAAAGAGAUUUAAUUGGUUAAGGCAGCUGAAUAAGCACGAAAGAAUACAUACACAGGAGGAGAAGACAUACCACUGCUCUCAGUGUGGAAAGACAUUUUCCCAGUUAGAGGACCUGAAAUCUCAUGAGAGAAUCGAGAGCCUGUGUUCUGACUUGAGUUUUUGACUGAUCAUUUGUGUUUUUGUCUAAUCCUCAUGAAAUUAAAAUCAUUUUGCUUUUGUUUUUUUCAUUUCGAGACAUGAUCAUGUCUAAUGUCAGAUUACAUAUUUUAAAAUGUCUAUUGAGUUUUGAUGAGCUUUGUUAGAUUGGAUUGAUACAAGUAUAAACCCUCUGUUGUUCAUCAUAUGCUUUUCAUAUUGCAAAAUGUACAUGCAUAUAUAUAUAAGCAAGUAGCUGUCACGUAGAGUAGAGCCAGAAGGCCAAACUGGAAAACCUAAACCUCAAUCACAAUAAAAAGAUGUCGGAGGAGCAAAAGGUC